This is a messenger RNA of Durusdinium trenchii, 1020 nucleotides long. Lineage: Eukaryota; Dinophyceae; Suessiales; Symbiodiniaceae. The record is from the annotation of a GenBank genome assembly.
AUGUUUAACCCAGCCCUCAACCAGGGUUAUGUUCCUUGCUCUCCUUACAAAUGCUUGUUGACAUUGUAUGCUGAGUUGAUCUCAGGAACGCGAAGGUUUCGCAAGUUGUAUACCGCAGUCCAAAACAACGAGAGGUGUCCACCAGUGGACUUGCGAUAUCUGACCAAGCCACGAUUGCGCAUGGGUGGCUCUGAUGUGCGAGCUGAUGUCUCCAGCUUUUUGUGGAACCUCUACAACAGCUGUGCUGAAACGUUGCCAGACGUUCGUGACGACACUGCAGAGUCGGGAGAGUUGGAGUUGGUUUUGAACGUGCGAGCUGGUAGUGAUGGCGCGGAAGAAGACCCGUACGCAAAAGCGAUGGCUGAUGCGCAGAAUGGUAAAAGCCACGCAAACGAGCGAAAGGUGUGGAGCUUCUGCCAAAGAACCUCAGCUGCUGGUGGUCCAGAGGACCGCUACUUACCACCUGGCCGAAUGAAGGACCAAUUUGAACAGUACAGGCUGGCAUCUCACUUGCAGGCACCUGCUUCAUUCCCAUCGUUCUGGCGCGUGUGGCAGAGCGAGUUCCCGUUUUUAAAGUACCGCCCGGAGACUUUGCACCACGAAUGCACCACAUGCAUAAGGCAUCGUGCGCUGGUCAAAAUGUUGAGUGGCCACUUGCUGGCCCAGGCCGCCCAACAGCGGCUUUACGCAUUGCAUUUGAGGGCGCAAUACUUGGACCGAACCCAGUACUGGGCCGACAGAGGUUUGAGCAGAGGUGGUGGCCAUACCAUCACAUGUAUUUGUGAUGGUAUGGAUCAAUCAAAAUAUGCAAUUCCAAGAUGUGCAAUCACAAAAUCCAAGGAAUUCUCAACAUUCCAGCGUCCCCGACUUCAUUGCAGCUGCCUAAUAAUACACGGCUAUGAUGUUGUGUUCGCAGUAUCGGACAUGAACGUGGCGAAGGACAGCAACGCGUCAUUGGAAUUGAUAUCUUUUGGGUUGGAACUCCUCCAACAGAAGGGGAUCUGCUUGCGAACCGUGUGA